Molecule: messenger RNA, 3096 nt
Organism: Pipistrellus kuhlii (Kuhl's pipistrelle)
Lineage: Eukaryota; Metazoa; Chordata; Mammalia; Chiroptera; Vespertilionidae
Gene: DNAJB14
Product: DnaJ heat shock protein family (Hsp40) member B14
Exons: 8
Coding region: 94-1230 (378 amino acids)
Biological process (GO): cellular response to misfolded protein
Cellular component (GO): endoplasmic reticulum membrane
Molecular function (GO): Hsp70 protein binding
Source: RefSeq, a predicted model, not a curated record
GCACGCCCCCACCCGCCGGCUCGCCUCCUCGGCCGCCGCGGCGGCUUCCGCCCGGUCCGCGCUCCGGAGGAAACGGAAGACGCGCCGCCAGCCAUGGAGGGGAACCGGGACGAGGCGGAGAAAUGUGUGGACAUCGCCCGGGAGGCGCUGAACGCCGGCGACCGCGAGAAGGCCCAGCGCUUCCUGCAGAAGGCCCAGAAGCUGUACCCGCUGCCCUCGGCCCGCGCCCUAUUGGAAAUAAUUAUGAAAAAUGGAAGCACAGCUGGGAAUAGUCCUCAUUGCCGAAAACCAUCAGGUAGUGCUGAUCAAAGCAAGCCUAAUUGCACAAAGGACAACAUGACUAGUAGUGGUGAUGGAAAAGGCUACACCAAAGACCAAAUAGAUGGAGUUCUCAGCAUAAACAAAUGUAAAAAUUACUAUGAAGUACUUGGAGUUACCAAAGAUGCUGGUGAUGAAGAUUUGAAAAAAGCUUAUAGAAAGCUUGCUUUGAAGUUUCAUCCAGACAAAAACCAUGCACCUGGAGCAACAGAUGCUUUUAAAAAGAUUGGAAAUGCUUAUGCUAUUUUAAGCAAUCCAGAAAAACGAAAACAGUAUGACCUCACAGGCAAUGAAGAACAAGCAUGUAAUCCACAAAACAAUGGUAGAUUUAAUUUCCAUAGAGGUUGUGAAGCUGAUAUAACUCCAGAAGACUUGUUUAAUAUAUUUUUUGGUGGUGGAUUUCCUUCAGGUAGUGUACAUUCAUUUUCAAAUGGGCGAGCUGGUUAUAGCCAUCAACAUCAGCAUCGGCAUAGUGGACAUGAAAGAGAAGAAGAAAGAGGAGAUGGAGGCUUUUCUGUGUUUAUCCAGCUGAUGCCCAUUAUUGUAUUGAUCCUUGUGUCAUUAUUAAGCCAACUGAUGGUCUCUAAUCCUCCUUAUUCCUUAUAUCCCAGAUCUGGAUCAGGGCAAACUAUUAAAAUGCAGACAGAAAACUUAGGUGUCGCUUAUUAUGUCAACAAGGACUUUAAAAAUGAAUAUAAAGGAAUGUUAUUACAAAAGGUAGAAAAGAGUGUGGAAGAAGAUUAUGUGACUAAUAUUCGAGAUAAUUGCUGGAAAGAAAGACAACAGAAAAUAGAUAUGCAAUAUGCAGCAAAAGUAUACCGUGAUGAACGACUUCGAAGGAAGGCAGAUGCCUUGAGCAUGGACAACUGCAAAGAACUGGAGCGGCUGACCAGUAUUUAUAAAGGAGGAUGAACUGGAAUUUUAUUUAUAUCUUUUAGCAUACUAUUUAUUUUUUCUGUGAGUUUAGUUUCAUCAUGAGAGCUAAAGAAAAAGAUUUGUUGUUAAAAACUAAACUGAAUAGUUGGUCCCUGAAAUUUUGGACUGUUUAUGACUUAUUCCUUUAAAUAGUAAUAAACUGAACAACUAACUAAUAUUUUAGUAAUGCUUCUGUAAUUAUUCUCAUUUUAAAAGCUUUUACGAUUACUAACUAAAAAUGUCUCAAGAAAGGAUUAUCAUACCUGUAGUAGUUUCCAGUUUUAGUGAUUCUCCAUUUUUCUCCAUUAUGUAAAUAUUUAUGAAAUGAUCAUUUUGUGUAUAUGUAAGUUAUUGCCUUUUUAUUUAAAAUCUUUUAGUGUUUAGCUCCAUGAGACACUUCACUUUAAGUUGAUAGAAUAAAUAUUUUGUGACAAAAUUACAUGUUACUUUUUAGAUGUUGAGUGUGUAAACACUAAACUUUUUCAAAAAGAAAAAAAUCAAAAGAUAUUUAAAUUAAUUUUCUGUAAAAUCUUGUAGCAUUAUUUGCUAUUUUAAUGUUGCCAUUAUAUUCCAGAAUAUAUAUUGAGGUAAAUGAACUGGUAUAGAAUAUCAAUUUGCUAUUUAUUUAGUUUUAUGAAUUGCUAAGCCAUGCAGAGAAAUGAAAUGCUAUACUGAUAGAUUUUAAAGAAAAUAUGAGGAAAUGGCUAUAUAGAUAUUAAACAAAAAGGGGCUUCAACAGUAAACUGCAUUUAUGUCAUUUGCAAUUCCUAUUAUUAAAAUGCCCCCAAAUGUUCAGAGACAGGGGAGGACAAAAGUAGGUUUACAGUAUUAACACAAAUAAAUAAUAUAUAAUUAAUGAAUAAUAACAGAAUAAACUGUUUUGUGUACUCACAACUAUAACCCUACUUUUGCCCACCGUUGUAUAUGUAUUUGAAAGCUGCUAAACUUUAUGAAGAGAACUAACAUGUUUCCUCCUCCCCCAUGGAAAUUUGCAGUUUCUUCUUGGUGAUAAUUUAAGCAGAAUCCAAAAGUAAAUGGUUUCUUCUACAAAUAAUAGGAAAAAUUACUACUUUGCUUUGUGCCUUUUAAACUGAUUGCCAACUCUUAAAUAUAUAUGUAGGUUACAGCACAUUUAUUUGAUCAGGGCAUGAUCUGUUUGGCCACAUGCAACAGUGAGCAGAAAUAUAGCAGCAGGUAGAAUAGUGACUUAUAGCAAGUUAUCCUUAUAAAAUUCUGAGCUAAAAUCUAUUCACCAUUGAGAAUUCAGUUAAUCCUUUAGGAAUAAGCUCCUUGUAAUUAAAGCCACAAUAUAAAUUUGAAAAAUCAGAUGGAAACUGAAGAUUUUAGUGCCUAUAUGGGGUAUGAAACUAGUUGAUUUCUAAUCUAUGUUUAACAUAGUAAUAAUUUUGCUUCAUUCUCAGUUAAUGGAACAUGAACCACAUCUUUGGUAAUUUUUUUAUGUUUGAGAGAAUGCUAAUUAAAGUGUUCCUUUGUUUAAAGUUUUUUUUUUUCUUCUGAAUGUAGUCAAUUUAUAGCAUCUGUUAAAAUUUUAAAUGAUCAUUCUUUAAAAACUCUGCUCUUGUAUCCCCUUUCCAGAUGAAUCAGUAGAAAUACUUGGUUGAAUUAGUAGUUUAAACUAAACAAUAUAUUGUCAUAGGGAAAUUAGACAGCUUAACUUCCUUUUAGAAAUGCCAUCUUUAAAAAAAAAUAGCAGUGCUUAAAAGAAAUACAAUUUUAAAUAUUUUCUUGAGCCCAUAUGAUGAAUUGUUUUGAAGGCCACAGCAUUCUAAUUAACUUUGAAAGUUCAUAUGCAUCAGAAAACUUACAAAUGAAAAUUUUCAUCCAUUUAUUUUUUUCUUUCUU